Caenorhabditis remanei is the source of this 1212-nucleotide messenger RNA. RefSeq lists its product as uncharacterized. The coding region runs from base 1 to 1212 and encodes 403 amino acids. The record is from RefSeq and is a predicted model, not a curated record. The transcript is spliced from 10 exons. NCBI's taxonomy places the organism in Eukaryota, Metazoa, Nematoda, Chromadorea, Rhabditida, Rhabditidae.
AUGAAGCAUGUACAGAUAUUACUUGUGGUGAUAGUAGUAUUAGUAACUGCUCUAUUCUUUUAUUCGAAAUACACAUUUGAUGAUGUGGGGGUUACCUAUAGCCCUGAUUUCCAUCAAGCAGUUCAUGAAAUACACCCAGUUGUAAAGACCAAUGUCCCGAAAAUUCAAUUUUUAAAAGAUCCAACGUUAUUCCACCCUGGGCCCCGCGCAAAAUAUCCUCCGCGUCAAAACAUGGGUGAGUGUCCUCCACUUUAUGGUCGAGUACUCAUCUUUGUUGCAUUUGUUAAAAGCAGUAUGGAAACACAUUACAAAGUCGCACAAGAAUCUUUACAAUGCUAUUUGAAAGGAACCAACUAUACAGUUGCCAUGGUGGAUCUUGAUAAUGACGAACGUGUGAAAGCGGAAUGCGGUAAAAACAAACAGUUGUUUUUCAAAAAACACUGUGCCGCGGCUGCCUACCUACGAGAUGCCGACUGGAUGCUUGUUUUGGACGCGGACACAGGAAUUGCUAAUCCAAAUCAUUGCGUCGAAGAAUGGAUUGAUAAUCGCGUUGAUAUAAUUUUCUACGAGCGUUUCUUCAAUUGGGAAAUCGCCAGCGGAAAUUACAUUGUUCGAAAUACUAUGUUUGCCAAAAACUUCCUCCAGAAAUGGGGUGACUGGGAGUUCACACAACCGUCUAACUGGAAUGGAGCAGAUAAUGGUGUUCUUCAGAUUCACAUCUUAAAAACAGUCAUACCCUAUGCCACCCAAGAGAUCAAAAAUUGCGACAAGUACUGGCACAAUUCGACCGGUUAUGACACAUAUAUGGCAUACGUCACUUGUUGCAAGUUGGCUCUCGGUGCGACACGGUUAUGGCCGGGUAAAGUGCGGAUUUAUCGACGUGCUCAUGGAUGGGUUCGUGAUGGUUUUUUGACGACGGAUAGGUUUUGUGACCGAGAUUUUAUGUUCCAUGGAUGGAAGAAUAAUGAAGUUGGAGCAAAGGGCUGGGAGAGUCCGUUCCCGAAGAACAUAAACGUGACCCUUUGUGGAAGUGGAAUGGACGGUUGGGUGUAUCGCCCUUUCAAAAACACAACAUGUGACAGAAUCCGUGAAACUCUCGGAAAUUUUGAACGGAGUAGUGGAAGAAGCUACCCGAAGGAAGGUCGUGUCAUACCCCAUCUUGCUGAACCAGAUGUUGGAGAAUGCUUCCCAACUUGUGACGAUGACAUUUAA